AUGAUCCUAGAUCGUUUGGAACAACAGCAAAGGACCAUCGAAGAGAUGAGGGUGACACAAGCUCACCGGAAUAGGAAAGGGGACACAGUAAUAGCUACAGCUGUAGCAGCAACAAUGGAAAACCUCAACCAGGCAACUAGAAGAAGAGAAGAGCAUGAAGAUCAUUUGAGAAUUUUCCUUAGUACCCCGAGAGAGAAGCAACUCUUUGCCAAACUUAGUGAAUAUGAGUUUUGGCUUCAGGAAGUCUGUUUUCUCAACCAUGAGAUUUCCCGAAAGGGAGUACUUGGUGACCCUAGUAAAGUUAAGGCUGUACUGAAUUGGGAGCGGCCUAAGAUCGUGACUGAGAUCAGAAGUUCCUCAGACUUGCAGGGUAUUAGAAGGUUUAUUAAGGAUUUCUCUCUGAUUGCUCUUCCGCUGACCAAGCUAACUAGGAAGAACCAGCCGUUCGUGUGGGACAGAGAGAGUGAGGCUAGUUCAGGAGCUGAAGAGGAAGCUCACGUCUACUCCCGUACUUGUAAUCCCUAA
Molecule: messenger RNA, 525 nt
Organism: Neltuma alba
Lineage: Eukaryota; Viridiplantae; Streptophyta; Magnoliopsida; Fabales; Fabaceae
Exons: 2
Coding region: 1-525 (174 amino acids)
Source: RefSeq, a predicted model, not a curated record